CCCCCUGGUCAUUCAGAUCGCUCCUUACGUUUGAACAACCUCGCAAAUUGCUUGCUUCCUCGUUUCUUGCAGACAGGGCAGCACCAGGACCUGGAGGAAGCGAUAGAAUUGCAUCGCGAAGAGCUGUCUCUCCGACCCCUUGGUCAUUAUGAUCGCCCUAACUCUCUCAACAACCUCGUAUAUGGCUUAAUUUCUCGUUUCGAGCAGACAGGGCAGCUGCACGACCUAGAGGAAGGGAUAGAAUUGCAUCGUGAAGCGCUGUCUCUCCGGGCCCCUGGCCAUCCAAAU
Messenger RNA from Heterobasidion irregulare TC 32-1, 288 nucleotides. RefSeq lists its product as uncharacterized. The transcript has a single exon. Lineage: Eukaryota; Fungi; Basidiomycota; Agaricomycetes; Russulales; Bondarzewiaceae. The annotation marks the transcript as partial. The record is from RefSeq and is a predicted model, not a curated record. Gene Ontology annotation, molecular function: protein binding.